GAUUUUAUCACGACGCAGACACUGUCUCAUGUUUUUUUCUGAAUAAUAAUCUAAUGAAUUAGACAAAGUGAUCAAAUGUUCUAAUUAAUUUCUAUCAAAUAAGGCCGUACUCUAGUCGUCUAGCAUACACUCGUGUAGUGAUGGUGUGAAUAGUUUUCUUUGCAAGUAGUGACGGCGCCAGAAUGUCUGACGAGCCUGAAGCUAGGAUGUGGGACGAGGGCAGCUCCAGAUACGAGUCUGGAGACCAUGGAGUCUAUUUCGAAUCAGCCUUUGCCUCUUCCGAGCAUUUGGACAGAGCGCCUUUGCUCUCAGAGGAGACAUACACAGACAUCCCGGUCGGGCUGAGCUCCACAGCCACCCACUGUCAUUGGAACUCCCACUCGGAGCCUCGGAGCGCCGUGAGACAACUAUUACUAGCACUCGUACUAUGUGGACUGUUCAUGAUAGCAGAAGUGAUCGGCGGUUUCUUAGCAGGCAGUCUUUCAGUAAUGUGCGACGCGGCGCAUAUGCUGAGCGACUGUGGAGGCUUCGCGCUUGCUCUACUCGCCUUCCAUUGUGCGAAACGUCAACCAGACUUGACCAUGUCUUACGGUUACAAGCGAGCUGAGGUCCUCGGUGCAAUGGUGUCCGUCCUCCUAAUCUGGAUACUAACCGGCAUUUUCGUCUACGUGGCAGCCAUCCGGAUACAUUCGCGGGAUUUCGACAUAGAACCGGAUGCCAUGAUGGUAGUAUCCGGUUGUGGAGUCAUCUUCAACAUCAUACUCGCUGUUGUGCUACAUGGAUGCUCUGGAAUAGCACACCACCACACACACGGCGGUGCUGCGUGCGCACACGGUCACGCACAUGCGCACACGCCUCGCUCGCGCUUCGGAGUGUUCCGGCGCAACAAACAGAACGGGGCCAUAGUGAACGGGGACUACUCCGUCAAUGGCGACUACUCUAUGAAGGAGUUGGGAGAGACGAGGGUGGAAGGGGGCGGUGACAGGAAUAUUAAUCUUCGAGCGGCCCUCAUCCACGUGCUCGGUGACCUAAUCCAAAGUUGUGGGGUCCUCUUAGCUUCAGUACUUAUCAAAUUUUACCCCGAAGCGAAGAUAGUGGACCCGAUCUGCACAUUCGUGUUCUCAGUGCUCGUGCUACUGACGUCGGCACGAGUUGUGCGCGACGCACUAGCGAUGCUCAUGCAAGCCGUGCCCAGGGAUUUCCGGUACCGCGAGUUUGUGCAAGCCUUGUCGGGGAUUAGCGGCGUCCGCCACGUGCACUCCGUGCACGCCUGGGCGCUCUCCACGCACCAUGUCGUCGUGUCGGCGCACGUUGCUAUAGAUGAGCUGACAGAUUCUGAAGCGGUCCUGCACGCGUGCCAGCAGCUGGCUCAGGAGUACAACGCUAGGGCCGGGACGUUCCAGGUGGAGCGGUACUCGAGCGCGAUGCCAGCGUGCGGUGACUGCCGCCAGCCCGGCCACGUGCCCUGACACCUCAGCACGCUCACGCACUAGCCGAGCGAGGAAUCAACGGACACUUCAAGUACUGAAACUCCAGAAGAAGGAACUUGAAACGUAGGAUAAGUAUUACAAUUUAGUUAAAUUUUCAAAUAGUAUGGACAAUUAGAAAAUUCACAAAAAUGGCGCUGGCGUCGCAUGAUAUUUAUAUUUGACUUGAAAAUAAUAUAAACAAGACGAAAAUGUUAUUAUAAUUACGUAAUUAUAAGUAUUGUUAUGAA
Molecule: messenger RNA, 1717 nt
Organism: Leguminivora glycinivorella
Lineage: Eukaryota; Metazoa; Arthropoda; Insecta; Lepidoptera; Tortricidae
Product: zinc transporter 2-like
Exons: 11
Coding region: 183-1469 (428 amino acids)
Biological process (GO): response to zinc ion; zinc ion transmembrane transport
Cellular component (GO): plasma membrane
Molecular function (GO): zinc ion transmembrane transporter activity
Source: RefSeq, a predicted model, not a curated record